AUGCCUCGAGUGUCUGACAUGAUGGCUGCAAAAUGGCAAGUGGAGAAAUCAGGUGAGGCCCCUGGACUGCGCGGACUGCGCGGACUGCGCUUCUCGGAAGCCACAGUUGUGGAGGUUCCUGCAGACAACGUGGUCCUCAUCGACUGCAGCAAUGCUGCAGAUCCGUGGUUUGAUUGGAGCCUGUUGGAGAAAGCAGAGGCGCAGGAGGCUCAAGCUCGCUCCAAAUCAGCUCCACCUCGACGGCCUGAAAGGACCACAUCGUGCGCUGAGACGAUGUCGAAAGGUUCCAGAUGCCAGGCGAGAUCGGAGCUGUCCAGACGCCACUUGGGAAGGAAACGCCGAAUCUCCAGACGAGAGUCCGGCAGAGGAGGCGCUGCUUCACCAGCUCCCCCGCCGCAGUCGCCGGCGUCGGCGUCGGAGUCGAUGGCUUCGGGCUCCGAGAAGCACCAGGGCGCUGGUGAGACUUUUCGUGCUUGGCUUGAGCAAAAACCGGCCAUGAUGCGUCUUUCGCCCUUUAGGUGCGAAACCGGUGUGGCGUGGGACUUUCCUUUAGCCAAAAGCGAGAAACGUGAACUUCUCUUACAGCACUUUGCAGCCACAGAGAGGAUAGCAGAGGAGCAAGCGAUGCAGGCAGAGCAUGAGGUGGAAUUGGCCUGGCGUGAAGAGCGACGGCAUCGGCACUCCUUGGUUUCGGCCAAAGCUGCCAUCAGUAGGAUGCGGAAGAAAGGCCGACGGAUGAGUUUGGGCGCUUGA
This is a messenger RNA of Cladocopium goreaui, 753 nucleotides long. NCBI's taxonomy places the organism in Eukaryota, Dinophyceae, Suessiales, Symbiodiniaceae. The record is from the annotation of a GenBank genome assembly.